Vidua macroura (Pin-tailed whydah) is the source of this 822-nucleotide messenger RNA. Its product is annotated as endonuclease domain-containing 1 protein-like. The record is from RefSeq and is a predicted model, not a curated record. The coding region runs from base 1 to 822 and encodes 273 amino acids. NCBI's taxonomy places the organism in Eukaryota, Metazoa, Chordata, Aves, Passeriformes, Viduidae. The transcript is spliced from 2 exons. Gene Ontology annotation, molecular function: nucleic acid binding; metal ion binding; hydrolase activity.
AUGCUGUGGCUGCUGCUGCUGCAGGUGUUGGCCAGCUGCCUCUGGCUGGGACAUGGCGAGGUGGUGACAUCCUUCACAAGUUGUCCUCAGUUCUUCUACAGGAAUACUGCUCCAGGUAAUGCCCUGGAGCUACAGAACCCAGCCUGGAUCUGCCAGCGCUACAAAAACCAGUAUCAUUUUGCCACCCUGUAUGACAGAGAUUUGCACAUUCCUGUCUACUCUGCUUACAUCUACCAGCCUGGACCUGGAAACAGAUCUAAAUCGUGGUUUGUUGAGCCCCAGCUGAUCAACCCAACUUAUCACAAGGAUAUGGAUACAGAGAAGUCCAUUGAAAAUCAGUACAAGAUCACUCCACAGCAAAUUGGCCAGAGUCAGGGUAUCAACCAAGACUACAACAAGCUCCAGGGUUUGGACCGUGGUCACUUGAGCCCCAGUGGCCACCAAAGAGGCAACAACAGCAAGUGGGCUACCUUCACCCUCACCAACAUAGUGCCCCAGAACAGCACACUCAACAAGGGCCAGUGGAAAGACUAUGAGAACCAAACGAUGGCUCAGAACACCCAGGGCUGUACAAUCACCUACGUGGUCACGGGUGCUGUGCCUGGGAACACCUACCUCUCCAAUAAGAGGGUUAAUGUGCCCAGCCACAUCUGGUCAGCUGCCUGCUGCCAGACCAACACCAUCAUGAACCCUUGGGCGGUCAUUGCUGAAAACAACAAGAACCAGGUCCUGAACCUCACACUGGCACAACUGGAGACACGCUUGUCCCAGCUCUAUGGUAGGGGACAGGUUUCUCUGUUUGACAGUGACUGUCCCCGCUAA